CCCCUGCCAUUGGGCUGAGGGGGGAGGGGCAGGGAGAGGGGGAGCCCCUGCCAUUGGGCUGAGGGGGGAGGGGCAGGGAGAGGGGGAGCCCCUGCCAUUGGGCUGAGGGGGGAGGGGCAGGGAGAGGGGGAGCCCCUGCCAUUGGGCUGAGUGGGGAGAGGGGGAGCCCCUGCCAUUGGGCUGAGGGGGAGCCCUUGCCAUUGGGCUGAGAGGGGGAGGGUUCAGGAGGUUGAGUCUAGUGGGGAAAAGACAUGGGUGAUGGAGUAAAUACAGCAUUUUUUUGGGGAGGGGACUGGAAAUCUCUUACAGCUCAGAUAUACAUCCUGAGUUAGCAUCCGCUUUAACUUUUAAAAACACGUGAGGUGGAAUUUACAGUGAGCUGCCAGCAGACAUCAGUGGGGAAGCUUGAGGGGUCUCUAACUACUGCCCCAUCAAAAUCAGGCCGGGGUCCUUUAGAGUGGUUGCUCGCUGUAUGAGAUCGCCUCCUGGAGGUGGCAUCCUUACCUAAGACUUUUACUGAUACCUGUUGGGUAUCUGAUUGCGGGAAAGUGGCGGCAGUGUGAGGAAACGGGCAACAUGUCUUGGCAAGUUGGGAGCUGCCCUCAGCUCUCAGAAUGAACUUUCAGGCCAGGCUUUUUGCCCGCUGUGGGGUCAGGUUGUUGUCUCAGUCCUGGAGUCUCUUCUCCCAGGCUGCAGAGGAUAUGACAUUCGGAAAGAUUCAGAAGGUCCUCUGUGUAGCAGAGAAAAAUGAUGCUGCCAGAGGAAUUGCAGAUAUUCUCUCCAAUAGCAGAAUGAGGCGGAGAGAAGGGUUUUCCAAAUUCAACAAGAUCUAUGAAUAUGACUAUCAUAUGUUUGGCCAGAAUGUUACUGUGGCGAUGACCUCUGUUUCGGGACAUUUGCUGGCUCAUGACUUUAAGAUGCCAUUUCGCAAAUGGCAUAGCUGCAACCCACUUGUACUCUUUGAAGCUGAAAUUGAGAAAUACUGCCCUGAAAACUUUGUGGAUAUUAAGAAAACCCUAGAACGAGAAGCCCGGCAGUGCCAGGCUCUGGUGAUCUGGACCGACUGCGAUCGAGAAGGAGAGAACAUUGGUUUUGAGAUAAUCCAUGUUUGCAAAGCUGUGAAGCCAAGACUUCAGGUGUUCCGAGCCCGCUUUUCCGAGAUCACUCCUCGUGCCAUAAGAGGAGCCUGCGAGAAUCUUGUCCAACCUGAUCAGAACAUUAGCGAUGCUGUGGAUGUCAGACAGGAGCUGGACCUUAGGAUAGGUGCUGCAUUCACCAGAUUCCAGACCCUAAGGCUCCAGAAGCUCUUUCCCGACGUUUUAGCCGAGCAGUUGAUCAGCUAUGGUAGCUGUCAGUUCCCAACUCUGGGAUUUGUGGUAGAAAGAUUUAAAGCCAUCCAGGCCUUUGUUCCCGAAGCCUUCUAUAAAAUUAAAGUGACCCAUGAACAUGAGGACGGCAUGGUAGACUUCAACUGGAAGAGGAACCGACUCUUUAACCACACAGCAUGCCUUGUCCUCUACCACAUGUGUAUGGAGGAUCCAGUGGCCACUGUUAUCGAGAUUGGGAGCAAACCGAAGAGCAAAUGGAGGCCCCUGGCACUAGACACUGUGGAACUUGAGAAGCUGGCUUCCCGCAAGCUAAAAAUAAAUGCCAAAGAAACUAUGAAAAUAGCAGAAAAGCUCUACACUCAAGGGUACAUAAGCUAUCCCCGAACUGAGACCAACAUUUUCCCCAAAGACCUAAACCUCACCUCUUUGGUACAACAGCAGACCCAAGACCCCAACUGGGGAGCCUUUGCACAGGGGAUUCUAGACCGGGGUGGGCCAACCCCUCGGAAUGGGACCAAAUCCGAUCAGGCUCACCCUCCCAUUCACCCCACUAAACAUACAUGUAACCUGCAGGGGAAUGAACAGCGACUAUAUGAGUUCAUUGUGCGUCACUUUUUGGCUUGCUGCUCCCAGGAUGCUAAGGGACAAGAAACAACUGUGGUGAUUGACAUUGCUAAUGAGCGAUUUGUUGCUCAUGGGCUAAUGAUCCUGGCCAGAAACUAUCUGGAUGUCUAUCCUUAUGAGAGGUGGAGUGACAAGGUUCUCCCAGUGUAUCAGAGGGGGUCUCGCUUUCAGCCCACCACAGUGGAGAUGGUGGAUGGGGAGACCAGCCCACCCCAACUCCUCACGGAAGCUGAUCUCAUAUCACUCAUGGAGAAACAUGGCAUUGGGACUGAUGCCACUCACGCCGAGCACAUCGAGACCAUCAAGUCACGGAUGUACGUGGGGCUUACUCCAGAUCAGAGGUUCCUUCCGGGGCACUUGGGCAUGGGGCUGGUAGAAGGCUACGAUUCCAUGGGCUACGAGAUGUCAAAACCUGACCUUCGAGCUGAGCUGGAGGCUGAUCUGAAGCUGAUUUGUGAGGGGAAAAAGGACAAAUUUGUAGUGCUGAGGCAGCAGAUUGAGAAGUACCAGAAAGUCUUCACUGAAGCCGUGGCCAAAGCCAACAAGUUGGAUCAAGCUUUGUCUCAGUAUUUUGGAGAAGUAACGGCACUUGCGCAGCAAGAGGAGAUCUAUCCAGCAAUGCCCGUUUCCAUUCGGAAAUGUCCACAGUGCAACAGUGACAUGGUCCUGAAGAGCAAGAAGAAUGGCGGCUUUUAUCUGGGCUGCAUGAACUAUCCUAACUGUAAAGCAGCUGUGUGGUUUCCUGAAUCUGUGCUGGAAGUCAGCAAGGAUGACAGUGUUUGCGCUGUGUGUAAACCCCAUCCGGUUCAUAGGCUGAAAUUUAAGUUCAAGCGAGGUAGUGUCCCACCCCUGCUGCCACUGGAAUUUGUUGGCUGUAUUGGAGGUUGCGAUGAGAUGUUGAGAGAGAUCUUGGACCUGAAAUAUUUACAAGGACCAUCCAGACCGGUACAGUCAGUCAACCCGCCAGCUAACUACCUACAAGUCAACCAGUCCCUUAACCGCAUGGCCAGUUAUGAGAAUGGUCACGUGAGGCCUACCACAAACCCUGGUGUAGCAAGGGCACCCAGAGCUGCUAGUCAUCCAGCUCCUGCUGCUGCUGAGAACAAUGCAGUGGUGUGCAACUGUAGGGAGGAGGCAGCAUUGCUCACGGUGCGUAAAGAAGGGCCAAACCAGGGCAGGCAGUUCUAUAAAUGCAGUGCCGGCAGCUGCAACUUCUUCCUCUGGGCCGAUCAACAAUCAGAUGAUGGAAACAGCGUAACCCACAGGAGCUUUGCUGCACCCCCUGAUUCCUUGGGUGAGAGGCCUCCAGGAAGUUUCGGGAGCCUUGGAGGAGGAAGAGGUCUGGGCCGCUAUGGAAGCAACGAUUUUGACUCGGGAGGAGGGGGCGGUGGCACGAUGUGUAAGUGCAAUCAGCCGGCCAUCACACGCACCGUUCAAAAGGAGGGACCCAAUAAAGGGCGUCAGUUCCACACGUGCCCAAAGCCGAGAGAGCAGCAGUGCGGCUUCUUCCAGUGGGUGGAUGAAAACGUGGCCCCAGGAACUGCUAGAGCCUUCUCUUCAAACCAAUUCAGGAGCGAAGGGCACUUAAGAGGGUCAGGAAGCAAAGCUAAAAGACCAAGUAAUCUCUCUUCUGAAAAAGGACCUACUCCCAAGAGACAACGGACGUGUGGCAUUUGCCACCAGCUUGGUCACACCAGGAAGACAUGUCCUCAGGACCACUGAGGAAGGACAGUAUAUGGGAUGCUCUUGAAGGAAACGCUGAAAAAGCCAGUCCUGAACUGCUCCAGGAGUGGCUGGCUGUAGAGAUGCAGUGGAUUUUAAAAGCAGAAUGUCUCUGGGGCUUGUGUUCAAACCACUUCCUGGAAAUGCUGGCUAAAGCAGGUCUGCCCUUGGUGGUGACCAGCACCCUCAACUAUUCCUUGGGAAGUUUAAUUCUGACUUAUUCAGACACUGGGCUAUCUUCUAAAGGAGGCUCAACUACUGCUGCCAUUCCUUGGUUUAGUAUUGUGUGAGCUAUUUUGUAAACACAGGCAGCGUGUUUAGAAACCCAAAAGACUAGGUCCCUUCUCAGAUAAAGCUUUGGACAAAAAUACAGCUGGUUGUUGGAGUGAGAGGCUUUUCGCAGAGCUGCAAACCCCAAAUCUCUCCACAGCUGCUAUUCUCCAAGGCCCUUAUGUCUAGGAAAUAGUGGGGGGCUAAAAAGAGUAACACUAAAGGAAUUGAGGAAAUCUGGAGCAGCUGCUGUGGUUUGUUUGCAGACCAGCAUCAUCCCCAACUGCUCUCUGUCCAGGAAAACAUCUCUGUUGAUGGUUGUGAAACAGUUUUUCUGGCUUUUCACAGGGUGGGAUUUGAUAUUUUAAGUUACCCUUCCAGCUUAGGGUUAGUCAGUCAGUAUUCCCUUACAUCCCUGACUCUUGCUUCCAAAAGAGAAUUAACAGCAGAGAAAGUAAAGCCUCAAUCCCUUGCCCUGGAGAGAGAGCUUAGUGCAAGUGCUCAAACCUGAGAACCUUCACUUAGGCUGAUAUUGAAUUUAGAAUCCAGCUACUCCUUGGCCACUGUGAGCAAGGGAACUUAAUGAAGCUGCUAGCUAAUGCAAGUUAUUUUGGUCAGAUUGGUGUGCCUUUUAAUAAAAAGGAGAACUCUUUAUUUUA
Molecule: messenger RNA, 4603 nt
Organism: Dermochelys coriacea (leatherback sea turtle)
Lineage: Eukaryota; Metazoa; Chordata; Testudines; Dermochelyidae
Gene: TOP3A
Product: DNA topoisomerase III alpha
Exons: 19
Coding region: 615-3674 (1019 amino acids)
Biological process (GO): DNA topological change
Cellular component (GO): chromosome; nucleus
Molecular function (GO): zinc ion binding; DNA binding; DNA topoisomerase type I (single strand cut, ATP-independent) activity
Source: RefSeq, a predicted model, not a curated record